AUUUUUCAAAUGACCUAAUUGAAUACAGAAGGAUAACUAGAUACAAUUUUAUGUCAUAUGGUUUGAAAACCUUUGAUCCAAACAUUGAUUCUUCUAGUAAUAAAAUAUGUUGUACAAAGUUUAACACUUCCUUUCCUUUUUUUUCUGUGCCAUAAAUUUGUGCGUCUGCGUCUGCCACGCGGCGCUCAGUGGCUUUUGUAGGGUUCCAUUUUUGACAUCCAGUUGGUGAGUACCUUGGCUUGAUGUCUGUCAAAAUGAGUGCCUCUGUGUUUGUGGUGGCAAGCUUGUCAAAAAGUGUACCUCACUUUUACUGGUUUGUUUUGCUACACGUUUUUUUUCGGCGCAACAGCAAAUUUUCAAUAAGGAUAACGAUUCAAUAUCAAGGCGGAAAGACGCUGGUACCACCGAAGUCGUCAGAGGACGUUGCCACAGAAUUGUUGACAUCAGGGCAGCGAGUGGAUUUUGAUUUGAUGAAGGACAAAAAGGCAGCAGCGCCGUCGGACCGAGUAGCUCAAGGCUGUCCGAACCUGCGCAAAUACGUGCCACUAGAUCUGCACUUCCAAAAAACCCGCGCCAUGAAAAAGUCACAGCGAGAAGCCACCCGAUUUACUCAAAAAAGAAUCAGAAACUCGCCUAUCGGAAGUAUUCUAAAUCCAGGCAAUCUUUUGUCAAGUUAAACUACUUUUUUGCCCAGCGAUUUUGUUUUGACGACAACUACAGUAUGUUUUUUCGUCGAGCACCUUAUGUUGACGCAUCAGUACUUUGGUGUUUAAUCACAGCUUUAACAACUCUUUUUCAACUCAAAUCGAGUAAUAGGUAGCUCAGUAGGAAGUGCACAAGCAAGUUUGAGGUUUUAAGCAGUAAAAAUAGAAAAUAACAUGAAAAUAGGAACAAAAUCUCAACCUCGCCGAUUUUUGUUGAAGAAAGAAACUUGUAGAAUUUAUUGUACUUUCAUAAUGUGUUAAAUGAAAUAAAGAAAUGGAAUCGGUUUUUUAGGCAA
Culex quinquefasciatus (southern house mosquito) is the source of this 1000-nucleotide messenger RNA. RefSeq lists its product as uncharacterized. The transcript has 3 exons. NCBI's taxonomy places the organism in Eukaryota, Metazoa, Arthropoda, Insecta, Diptera, Culicidae. Bases 243 to 677 code for a protein of 144 amino acids. The record is from RefSeq and is a predicted model, not a curated record.